Messenger RNA from Tyto alba (common barn owl), 1917 nucleotides. It is a transcript of the gene UNC93A, whose product is annotated as unc-93 homolog A. The record is from RefSeq and is a predicted model, not a curated record. Lineage: Eukaryota; Metazoa; Chordata; Aves; Strigiformes; Tytonidae. Bases 457 to 1833 code for a protein of 458 amino acids. The transcript is spliced from 10 exons.
AAGAAAUAAGUGAAGACAGAUCCAACCUUGAACCUUCGUUGGCUGGACCAAAUGCAGGAUCCGGGACCGUAUCACAUAACUGCUGACAAAACGAAGAGGAGUUUCUAAACAAGGAUGGGAGUUUCACAACCCUCAUGAGCAUACUGAGACAGUUUCCAUAGGAUCUGUGCAAGAUUGGAAAUACACAGAGGGCUUGCUAAUCUCCCCAAAAAGGACAGAAAAUGUGAAGUUUGUUCAGAACAGCAACUGUCAAGACACUCCCAGCUGUACUCUGCUACCUGUUUCCAGUGUCUAUCACAGUUCCAUAAUUUCAAAGUACAGGAAGCCACUUGAAAGUGAGAAGUGACUUUUUGCAACAAAACAUAAGCUGUUGCUCUCCAAUUCAGAGCAUCCCCUGGAAUAAUUGGAUCAGCUCUGCUCAUUGGCAGACCUUUUGAUAUUCUUGUAUGAAUCAACAUGGAAAGGAAUCUUAAGAAUGUUUUGAUCAUUUCUUUUGGAUUUUUACUUCUCUUCACUGCUUAUGGAGGACUCCAGAGUCUACAGAGCAGUCUCCACUCAGAAGGCGGCCUGGGUGUUGCUUCCCUAAGCGUUCUCUAUGCUGCACUCAUCUUAUCGUCCAUGUUCCUCCCUCCAGUCCUCAUCAAGAAGCUGGGCUGCAAGUGGACCAUCGCAGGCUCUAUGUGCUGCUACAUUGCAUUCUCCCUAGGGAACUUCUACGCCAGCUGGUACACACUAAUCCCUACCUCUGUGAUCCUGGGCUUAGGAGGAGCACCACUCUGGUCUGCCAAAUGCACUUACCUCACCAUUGCUGGCAAUUCAUAUGCUGAGAAAGCGGGAAAAAAUGGGAAAGACAUUAUCAACCAAUACUUUGGGGUCUUCUUCCUGAUAUUUCAGUCCUCCGGCAUCUGGGGAAAUCUUAUCUCAUCCUUGAUAUUUAGCCAGGUGUCCACCAAAGUGGAAAUCUCAGAAGAAAACCUGGCGUGCUGCGGAGCGUAUGACUGCAUGACUGAUACUGCUAACACAACCGGGUCAGCAGAACACUCCAGCUCCUUAAUCUACACUCUGCUAGGGACCUACACCGCUAGUGGUGUGCUAGCGGUCUUGCUGAUCGUUAUAUUUCUGGACCAGAUCGCUUCUGACCAAGCAGAGACUGAGAAAGAAGUACUAGAGGCACCAUCCUUUUGGUCUACGUUCCUAGCAACUUUGCAACAUCUUAAAGAUAAAAGACAGUGUCUUCUAAUCCCUCUGACAAUGUACAGUGGAUUUGAACAGGGUUUUCUUUCUGGUGACUACACAAAGACAUAUGUGACCUGUGCCCUGGGGAUACGUUACGUUGGUUAUGUGAUGAUCUGCUUCUCAGCUGUAAAUUCCCUCUGCUCUCUGUUCUUCGGGAAGAUCUCUCAGUUCACGGGUAGAAAACUUCUAUUUGCAUUAGCCGCAGUUACAAACACCGCCUGUAUGAUCGCACUACUGCUGUGGAGACCUCAUCCUAAGCAGCUUGCCGUGUUUUUCAUAUUCCCCGCCCUCUGGGGCCUCUCUGAUGCCAUUUGGCAGACACAAACUAAUGGACUCUAUGGCCUUUUUUUUGAGAAACACAAGGAGGCUGCCUUUGCAAAUUACCGUCUCUGGGAAUCACUUGGAUUUGUCAUCGCCUUUGGUUAUAGCACCAAAUUGCAAGUCUACAUCAAGCUGUACAUUUUAUUGUCUGUGCUUGUGUUGUCUAUGGUGACAUAUGGAGCGGCUGAAUACCUCGAAGCUAAGAGCUCCCCUGGGAUACCUGCUGAUACAAAGAAGGAGAACGUAGGACCCCUCACCCAGGAAACACGCAUGUGAUUGAACAGGGUCAAAGUGAUGGAAUCAAAGCAAACAAGACCAGUACAAUGCAGAUGUCUUAGGAGUAAAAAUCUCUUUUGACAU